Bolinopsis microptera is the source of this 2507-nucleotide messenger RNA. Its product is annotated as transient receptor potential cation channel subfamily A member 1 homolog. Bases 1 to 2415 code for a protein of 804 amino acids. The transcript has a single exon. Lineage: Eukaryota; Metazoa; Ctenophora; Tentaculata; Lobata; Bolinopsidae. The record is from RefSeq and is a predicted model, not a curated record. Gene Ontology annotation, molecular function: protein binding.
AUGUUGCAUGAUGCAGCUGAGCAUAACAGGGUUGACGUAGUCAAGUAUCUUUGUGAAGAGUCAUUCCUCGGGGUGAAAAAGUAUCUGUUAGACAAAGAAAAUGUAUGGGAGUCUAUCCCUUUUAGCGGUGCUGCUUCAGGAAAUGCAGUGGAAAUAAUGACAAUUCUUUUAGAGUACGGUGAAAAGAUGGGUAUUGAAGCGAAGUUGAUGAUUAUGUAUCAAAACAAAUACGGCUGGUCACCUCUUCAUCACACCGCCAUUAGAGGACAUUUCGAGGCAACGAAAUUCCUGUGUGAUUAUGUAAAUAAUUCGGAAAUUUUGAAUCUUAAAGCUGAUUUGGCGAACCUGGCUAUCCAUUUUGCUGCUGUCGGAGGACACAAUGAGGUUAUAAAAAUCAUGCUUACGCUGGCCGAUAAGACUGCAACCCUCCUAAUCAAUCGAAAAAACGGAAAGGCUACAACCCCGUUACAUGAAGCAGCAGCAAGCGGCAAACCAGAAACAGUCCGGCUGUUCUUAGAAAAUCCACAAGUCAGUUUGACCACGAAGUCAUUUAACGGCGAAACAGUUUUGCAUGCAGCUAUAAGGUCAGGUAACCUGGAGUGUCUGAAGGAAUUCAACAAAGUUAAAGACAAAUUGUUUUUACCCUUAGAUAUUGCAACAAAAAAAUGGGAGUACACUCCUCUUCAUCUGGCUAUUGCAUUGCAGGAACCUGAAAUGGCUCUUGAAUGUUUGGAUAUGGAAGACGGAGCGGAAGAUAAGAAACGCUCAGUAAUAAAUGUGUCUGAGAAGAGAGGUUAUACUCCGCUUGCCCAAGCUGCCAUUUAUGGAAACAAGAAAGUUGUGGACAAAAUCAUGAGUAGAAAUCGGGUGACAUCAUAUAACAAGCAUUUCCGAUGCAAUAUCAAAAAAGAAAAGACUGAUGGAAAGAAGUUUACUAGGGAGCAAAAAACCAAAAAAAAGAACUCUGAUGGAAAAUUUGCUUGGACUGUAAAAAGUGGAGAAAAACAGUUUCUUGCAGAAAAUGAGUGUCCGAUAAAAUAUCAUCCAAGACCAAAACAAAAAAAACUACUUGAUGAUAGAUCUCCGAUAAAUUGUCUCAUUCUUAAAAACCCUGAUAAGGUGAUUGAUACCCUAAACAAUUGUUGGACUGAUCACGUCUAUGAUGAUGAUGAACGAAAGACAAAUAUACAAAGAAUACUUGACAAAGGCAUGAGUUUUCUACAAGCGGCAGAUGAAGAAAGAAAGGCAUCCAAUUUGAGAGUUAUCGUUGACUUUGGCAUGUUGGAAAAGUACGGAAGACCUGAAGAUAAUGAAAAUAAUGGUAAAGAAGAAGACCUCCUCAAAGCAGUUGGUCCGAAGUAUGAACCCUUCGCUUACGCUGCUAAUAAGUGUCCGCUCCAAAUAAUGCGAAGGUCCAAGAAAGCUGUUGAAAUGUUGACUCAUCCUGUGGUUAAAUCCCUAGUUGAUAUCAAGUGGAACAACUUCGGUUUCAAAUUUUUUGUCAUCUUUGGCUUCAUCCACUUUCUCUUUCUGUCCCUUCUAACUGGAUUUACGUUCAAAAUGCAUUAUGAUAUCUUCAAGAAUUCUACAUGGGAAUGUAAAAGCCCUUACGGCGUUCAAAUGCUCUCAGAUCCUGACAACUGCUUUAUAACCAUAUCUAAAAAGACGGAAGAGGCGGAAAAGUUAGGAUAUGUUUUACUAGCGCUGACAGCCUUCCUAUCAAUCUUCCAGCUUUUGCACAUCUGGUCGAACAAGAACUUGGGCAUCAUCAGAUACCAUAAAGAAAAACUGUACUUGGCCAAGGACCUGUCUUACAUCCUCACCUUGAUAUUUGUGUGCUCAUCUCUCUUCUUAAUGGAGGACAGGAUCUCUACCGCACUUUGGCAGACUGGCGUGGCGGCAAAUGUUUUUGCUUUCAUAACCAUUUUGAUAUACAUGCAAGCUGUGCACUUCCUCAAACUUGGGCUGCACAUAAUCAUGUUCCAAAAGAUUGUGGUUAACUUCUUUAAAAGUAUAGGCAUUCUCUUUGUUCUCCUCAUCAUAGCUUUUGUGUGUGCAUUUAGCGUUCUCUCCGUAGGAAUUGAUGGCAAUUCCUACUUCGCAGGGUUAGGCUCGUGGUCGCCCUACUACAAAACCUUUACAAUGGGGGUGUCUGGGGCGUCCUAUUCCGAUUAUGAUACUGGAAAUGACCAAGCCAUCCUGCAACUCAACGGCUAUGUUUUGGUAUUGAUUUUAUUUUCUGUCGUGAUUCAGAUUCUGUUCUUGAAUCUUGCCACAGGAUUAGCUAUUGAUGAUGUACAGGAAAUCAAAGCGAGUUCUAAAGCAGAGAUGAAUGGCAUAAAGAUUUGGCAUAUUUACAAGUAUGAGCAGUUACUGUUGGGCUCUUGGGGGAUUUUUCUCCUGCGGGCGGAAUAAGCGGUUGUUCUUUCACCCCUUUCUUUGUUGGAGACUUACGACAGUUUGUGAGCAUUUCAAAGUAUGAAUUCAACAAAGAAUGUAGCACAGAG